Vigna unguiculata (cowpea) is the source of this 2061-nucleotide messenger RNA. Its product is annotated as Nodulin MtN21 /EamA-like transporter family protein. The record is from RefSeq and is a predicted model, not a curated record. Gene Ontology annotation, cellular component: membrane. NCBI's taxonomy places the organism in Eukaryota, Viridiplantae, Streptophyta, Magnoliopsida, Fabales, Fabaceae.
UAACAAGUAACACUCGUUGGACGUCUCUCUCUAACCAUUGUCUAUUCCUUUGUCCCUUUCAUAGUGGCUUUUGAGUUUGAAGUUUCUUCUUCUUCUUGACAAGAGCAACACCAACCUUCGAUUGGCUUGGAGGAUUUUAUAUUUGUCUGCUUGAAAUCUGAAUGCGCGAAUGGCAACGGCAUCCUCUGAAUCCAAAGACGCAUCAGAUCACGUGGUUGAGCUCAUCGUGCGCGAUGCAUCAGCACCUUCUUCUGACGCUGAAGCCGAUUCCGAGGACAAAGAACAAAUUGCCCCUCUUCUCUUCCAGGAAAGACCCAAGAUCAACAUCUUCACUGCUUCUUACCCUCGCACAAAACCCAGAGAUGAGGUGACAAGAUUACUUGAGUCCGAGACAUCUCCUUUCACAAAUUUUAUAUUGUGGGUGUGGAAUGGGUCCAGAUACUCUGGUUUACUUUGUAUGGCUUUCUCAUCUACCAUCUACUUUCUCAUGGGGGUUCUUACAAAUAUAUUUUCUGUUCAGGCAAUUCCUUUAUUUGAGACUGCUUUUACAAGAUGUGCAAUUACCUUGAUACUGUCAUAUUUGUGGUUGAGAAGGAGUGAACAGCCAGUAUUUGGAACAUCCCAAGUUAGAAUCAUUUUACUUUUAAGGGCCCUUACAGGAUGUAUAUCAAUGUCAAGUUUUAUAUAUUGCUCUCAAAGCCUGCCUUUCUCUCAAGCCAUUGUAUUGAACUCAACAGUUCCGAUUAUGGCUUCAAUUAUGGCCAGGGUCUUUUUGCAUGAUAAAUUAAAAGUUGCUGAUAUUGCAAGUCUUGCCUGUUGUUUCUUUGGUGUGCUGUUCUUCUUCCGAGAAGCGCUUACUACAAAAGGACACUUUGUCAAAGCUAUGGAAGCAAGCUAUGCACAUGCUAAGACAGGUCAUCAUAUAUUUGGAAUCCUAUUGGGUUUCUUUUCAUCAAUAAUGGGUGGAACUAGUUACUGUCUUAUUAGGGCUGGAGCUAAGGCAUCCGAUCAGCCUAUGUUAACUGUCUUUUCAUUUGGCUUAUUUGCUAGCCCUGCAAUGGGAAUAUGUACUUAUAUCUUUGAGGAUUUUGUGCUACCAGGAUUUCAGUCUAUUUUGCUUAUGCUUGUGAGUAGUAUUAUGGGCUUCUUUGCUGAGAUGAUCAUUGCACCUGUGAGCAAAGAAGCAAAGUUCCAUAGAAGUUGACCAUGAUGAACAGCCUUUGUCAUUCAGUUUCUUUGUCGUGAUAAUGGGAGUCCCAAAAUUAGAUAAUACAAGACCAACAACUUUGAGGAGAAGAAAACAAAAAUAUGAGGUCAGAAAUAACUGGGUUUAUGCUUAACUUAAUUUUACAAACUGACUUACAAGGUGAAGUUUACAUCCAUUAGAUAGUUUGUGGGUAGUCUAACAUCAGGCCGUUAGCGAUUUUAGCAGUACCAGAUCUCUCCAAACGUUGGUGGAGAUGCCUCUAGUAAAGGAUUGGGGCAGAUGGUGGGGGGGUGGGUACCUGUUUUGUUAGAAGAGGGUAGGCCCUUAGCUUUAUGGAAUCAAGCUUUAUCUAAUAGAGGGCAAAAUAAAUUGGUGUAGGAAAGGAAGUUAAUGGUAAUGGUCCAAGUGGUACACAGAUGGAAACACUAUUUGACUGAGCAAAAGUUUUUGACACUCGAAAAGGUCAUAUGGGCUUCAAAAGUCAUUGGGUUUGAUUUGAAAUUCAAAAUCGUCAUGAGAAGAACACUAUAGCGGAUGCUUUGUCCAGGCAGGUGGUCUGCCCUACCAUAUCUGUUGUGCAACCAUAAGAGUAGAAGGAUUGGGAAGUGGAAGUUCAAAAGGAUGAAAAAUUAUGUGCAUUGAAGCAAGAUUUGUUGGUGGAUCCUAACGCUUAUGAUAACUAUGAAUUAAAUUAGGGGAGAUUAAUUUAUCUUGAUUAUAUAACUUAACCUGUUUAGAUAAGUCAAGUGGUCUGCCCUAAUUAAUUACAAUAUCCUAUUGUAGAUUCUCAACUAUAUGAUCACCUGAAUCAACAUGAAACAUACUUCUAUUUUAUGGUAUUGUUACUAAAUCUU